Molecule: messenger RNA, 243 nt
Organism: Symbiodinium sp. CCMP2456
Lineage: Eukaryota; Dinophyceae; Suessiales; Symbiodiniaceae
Source: the annotation of a GenBank genome assembly
AUGGACGUCGCCGCAGAGUUAGAGAAGCGGAAACAAGAGGUGCAGGCGCUUCAGGACGUCGAAGUCCCAAAGAAGAUGAAUGUCUCUGUGCAAAUUGCACAUCUUCGUUCCGAAAUCAUCGGGAGCCAACAGGAGUCUAUUUUGCUGGCUGAGCUGAACACGGUGGCAAUGUUCGCGAGGUAUGAACAGAAGGCCCAUGCUCAAAAAUACAUCAAGCGAUGCAUGCCAAUCCUCGAAGCGUAG